AUGCCCGCCAAUCCUCCACCACCCCAACAACAACAUCAUCCCCAACAUACCACCCUCCUCACCCAAAUUCAACAAUCCAAAGAAAAAAGAAGCAUCCUUCUCUUCGGCUGCCAAUCCCCCACCUUCACACCGACCCAAUUUCACCUCCUCAGAGAAACCAUCCACUCCCACCCAGAGAAUCACUGGGUGUUGGACGCUUUCGCCUCACUUCCAGAUUAUUUCCAACACUUUAACACCUACAUCCCUUGUCUCCGACAACGUCUCCCAGACGCAGAGUCCCAGCUUCGCGAACUCCGUCGCUGGGUCCUAGGUCCCAAUGUACAAGUCAAAGAGGAGUGGUUCCCCCUGCCGUAUGUGUUGCAUGCGCCGUUGUUUAUGGUGGGGCAUUUGGUGCAGUUUGGGGAGUUUUUGAGACUUCGGGAUUGGGGGAAAGUGGAUGGGGAUGGGGAUGCGGUGGAGUUCGUGGGCUUUUGUAUUGGCUUUUUGAGCGCUGCUGUGGCGGCUGCCACUGUGGCUGAAGGGAAAGGGCUAGAUGGGUUGAAGGUUUGGGGGGCGGUUGGGGUGAGGUUGGCGAUGUUGCUCGGGGUUAUGGGGGAUGCGAUGGAGGCGGAGAGGAGGUUUACGUCUGUUACUGUUGGGUGUGGAAAGGAUGAGGGUGAGUUGGAGGGGGUGCUGGCGGAGUUUCCUGAGGCGUACGUCACCGUUCGAUAUGACGAAAAUCGUAGCACGAUUAUGACUCCGAGGAGUAGUCUCUCUUCCCUACUACACGCCUUGCACGACGCUGGGCUUUCGGCUGCCCAUAUCAACUUUAACGGCCGAUACCACUGGUCCGGACACCGGAAUACCCUCGAUGCGCUCUAUGCUCUCUGCGAUGCACACCCUACGCUGCAGCUCCCUGAUGCAUCCCAGAUGAAGCAUCAAACAUGGCCGAACAUUACCGGCGAGCCUAUACAGUUUGGGCCCCUCCAUCGCCUCGUUCUACAAUCCGUCCUUUCCCAGCAGUGCAUGUGGUACCAGACAUUCUCAUCAAUAUACCACACCCAUUUACAAAGCACCAACGCGAUCGUAAUAGAAUUCGGCCACGAGCGCUGCAUCCCCCCUUCUUUCCACCGCAAUCUACGCGACCGUAUCAUCCACUUCGACGACCUCCAGCUCGAUAUCUACCCUCGCAUCAUCUCACCAUUGCACCCACCUCGCAUUUACGAUGACGAUAUCGCAGUAGUCGGAAUGGCAGUUCGUGUCGCGGGCGCAGACGACCUCGACGAGUUCUGGCAGCUGCUCUGCGCAGGCAAGUCCCAGCACAGGGAAGUCCCACCGGAGCGAUACAAAGACUACGAGACACCGUGGCGGCCAGAUGCCACUACCAGGCCCUGGUUGGGGAAUUUCGUCUCCGAUAUCGAAGCCUUCGAUCACAAAUUCUUCAAGAAGGUACCCCGAGAGGUGAUGGCGCAGGAUCCGCAGCAGAGGCUGCUUCUUCAGGUGGCGUAUCAGGCGCUGGAACAAGCGGGAUACUUUUCUCACAACAAGAACAGCACCAAAGAAAUCGGAUGCUAUGUAUCUUGUUGUACCGUCGACUACGAACACAACGUCAACUGUCACCCAGCCAGCGCCUACGCUGCCACAGGCCUGCUUCGGAGCUUUAUCGCCGGCAAACUAAGUCACUACUUCGGCUGGCGCGGACCAGCUCUAUGUAUCGAUACAGCGUGCUCCGGGUCCACUGUCGCAUUACACCAUGCGUGUCGAGCCAUCCUCAACGGCGACUGCAAAGCAGCCUUAGUCGGCGGAGCGAACUGCAUCACUAGUCCGCUGGGAUUUGACAACCUGAACGGUGCGUCGUUCCUCUCCCCUACAGGGCCAUGCAAACCAUUCGACACCAAGGCGGACGGGUACUGCCGCGGCGAAGGGGUCGCAGCGAUCUUCAUCAAGAAGAUGUCCGAUGCAGUUAAGGAUGGGGAUCAUAUUCUGGGAACGAUUGCUGGUACAGCCGUCGAGCAGAAUGAUAAUUGUACUCCUGUUGUGGUGCCGCAUGCGGGAUCGUUGGCAGGUUUGUUUAGGAAGGUUACGAGACGAGCGAGGGUUCAUCCACGACAUGUGUCGGUUGUGGAAGCGCAUGGGACGGGCACGCAGGCGGGUGAUCCGGCGGAAUAUGCCAGUGUUAGUGAGGUAAUGGCUGCAAGUGUGAGGAGGAAGGGGAAGCUGUCGCUGGGAUCGGUGAAGGGCUUGGUAGGGCAUACAGAGGGUGUGUCGGGGAUGGUGGCGCUGGUGAAGGUGCUGCUGAUGAUCCAUGAGGAGAGAAUUCCCCCGCAGCCUGGGUUUGAUAGCUUGAAUCCGAAUAUCAAGGCUGAUGAGAUGAUUGAGAUUCCGAAGGAGGUGAAGCAGUGGGAGGAGGGGUAUCGCGUUGCGUUGAUUAAUAACUAUGGGGCUUGUGGGUCGAAUGCCUCCGUUGUGGUAACGCAGGCUCCUGUGUCUCGGAAGCAGGAUGGUACUGUUCAUCGAGAUGGGCUCUCAUUGCCGUUCAGGUUGUGUGGGUUGGAUGAGAUUAGGAUCCGCAAUUAUGCGCGACGACUGCGGCAUUUUCUGCAGCGAAAGGCACUGUCCUCAAAACAUGCUUCCUCCCUGGCUAACAUCUCCUUCAGCGCCUGUCGACAGUCAAAUCCGACGUUGGACUGCCAGCUUGUCUUCAGCUGCUCCUCGAUACACGACCUAGAUGCAAAACUAGCAUCUGUAGCCGACGGGCAGGACACACAGUUCAUCCGGCCGAAGAAGCAUGUAUCUCCCAUCGUGCUCUGCUUCGGAGGCCAAGUGUCCACCUUCGUGGGCCUAGACCGCACCGUUUACGACACCAUGUGCGUGUUUCGCGACCAUCUGGACGAAUGCGACCGUCUGCUUCGACUAUCCGACUAUCCCAGCCUCUAUCCUGGUAUCUUCGAGCGCACCCCGAUAACAGACCACGUCGAGCUGCAAACACAGCUCUUCUCACUGCAAUACGCGUGCGCGCGCUGUUGGACGGACAGCGGUGUCCCUGUUUCCGCUGUUGUCGGCCACAGCUUCGGUGAGCUCACAGCCAUGUGCGUUUCUGGAGUAUUAUCUCUCGCAGAUGCAUUGACCUUAGUCGCCCGCCGCGCUCGUCUUAUCCGAGAUAACUGGGGCAUCGAUCCCGGCGGGAUGAUCGCGGUGGAAGGCGACCGGGUGGAUAUCGACGGUCUCCUAAGCGAGUCUGCGAAGGCAACACCCAUCGGCGUAGACCUUGUAGGCAUUGCUUGCUUCAAUGGCCCCCGUAGCUUCACUCUCGCUGGCCCCAUAGUAGCUAUAAGCGUAGUCCAGCAGACUCUCACGACGCACCACACGUUCUCACGUCUCCGGUGGAAGCGACUAGAUGUUACCAAUGCCUUUCACAGUAGCUUGGUAGAGCCGCUGAUGUCUGACCUGCACGACAUAACGCAGGACCUGACACUCAGCGAGCCGAGCAUCCACCUAGAACGCGCGAAGGAGCAUGCAGUAUCCGGUCUGCCACCUAAAAGUAUAGUAGCCGAUCACCUACGCCAGCCUGUGUAUUUCAGCCACGCUGUUCGGCGUCUGGCUGCAAAAUACCCCUCUUGUGUCUGGCUAGAAGGGGGCUCCGGAUCAACCAUCACGCUGAUGAUUAGUCGCGCUUUAGAGGCAUCCAGCGUGAAUCAUAGAUUCCAAGCUGUCAACAUCACCGGGCAGAACGGUGUCCGCGACUUGACGGACGCCACGAUAGGCCUUUGGAAGGAGGGCGUGCCCACGACGUACUGGGCGCACCACUUCACCCAAGCCCCAGAUUACGGCAUUGUAUUACUGCCGCCGUAUCAGUUCGAGAAGAGUCGACAUUGGAUGGAUAAUAAGCCAUUGCCGGCAGUCAACCAUCAACAGAUCAAUCCUCAAAGUGACCAGACACUGGAGUUUCUUGGCUAUCAAGACAAACAUCAGCUGAUCGCCAAGUUUCGCGUCAAUACCACCCACUGCAAGUACAAAGAAGCAUUAUCUGGUCAUGUAGGUGCGCAGACGGCUCCUCUUGCUCCAGCGUCGCAUAUGCUGGACAACGUUGUAGAGGCACUGCGGAGCCUGCCAGAAGGACGAGGAAAGAUUCCACAAGUGCGGAAUGUAACAAGUGAUGCACCACUUGGGCUUGACAGCCGAGAUGUCUACAUCCUACUGCAUGCGCAAAAUAAGGAGAAGACCAUCUGGAACAUGAAAUAUACCAGCGAAGAUAGCCGGAAAGGUGCUCGCUCUCAAAUGGAGCAUUGCGUCGCCCAGAUUAGAAUGUUUGACCCCGACGACGUGGAACUUUCUGCCGAGUUUGCUCGUUACGGUCGCCUGAUAAAUCAUCGACGUUGUCGGGAACUCCUCCACGAUGCCAACUUAGAUGACGUGCUGCAAGGCCGCAAUAUCUACCGUUACUUCUCCGAAGUGGUUGACUAUUCUGAGACAUAUCGCGGGGUGACAAAGCUUGUAGGCAAAGGGAACGAAUCGGCCGGGCGCGUAGUCAAAAAAUAUUUAGCCGAGACUUGGGCCGAUACCUUCCUCUGCGACUCCUUUAGCCAGGUUGGCGGGUUCUGGGUGAAUUGCAUGACGGACCGGUCGCCAUCGGACAUCUAUAUCGCCAGUGGUAUGGAGCAGUGGAUGCGCACGCCGAUGUACGCGGACCCGGAGACACCGCGACCGGAAACAUGGGAUGUUUUAGCGACACACGAGCGAUCGGAUGGUUUUUAUACCAGCGAUAUCUUCGUUUUCGAGCCGAACAGUGGUCAAUUGGUGGAGAUCUUUAUUGGCAUGAAAUACUCGCGUGUGCCCAAGGCGAUGUUCUGCAAGAUCCUUGCCAGGUUGAACUUGGGCGAUGCUCAGGUCAACCCCGUUAGACCUGUGACGACCUCAGCAUUUGCUUCUGAUGAGAAGAAUCGAGAACCACCGGCAGAUAGAGAAACGAAACACAAGACAGCAGACCUGCCCGUACGCAUCAAAUCGGUGGUGGCUAACUUUUGCGCCGUAGACCCUAGUGAGAUUCGCGAUGAUAAUAACAUAGCAGAUGCGGGCGUGGAUUCUUUGAUGGCGAUGGAAUUGGCGCGAGAGUUAGAAGAAGCCUUCAAAUGUACCCUGCCAGCCACGGCCUUGAUGGAGGCAGAGACAUUCCGCGAGCUUGUCGUUGCAGUGCAGAAAGCGAUGGGAUUGGACAUCAACACCCAAGAGAGCAUUGAUAGUAACACUACAUCCGACAAUGGUGAUCAAGAUACCGAGUCGGUCGAUGUGUCUUCUGAAACAAACACCAGCGCCAGCACAGACACCCCAGAACUUCAUUUACCUGAAGACAUUGUCCUAAAGGCUUUUGGUGAAACCAAAGCCUUGACCGAUCAGUUCCUGUCGGAGAAUCACUGCAGUGGGCGCGUCCACAGCUUCAACCCUCUCCAAAUGCAGCUCUGCGUCACCCUCACGCUAGAGGCGUUCGAGGCUCUAGGCUCGUACAUCCGCAUUGCGCAGCCAGGAGCACGCCUGGAUCGCAUCCCCCAUGACCCCCAGCAUCAGGAGUUGGUCGACUACUUAUACCGACGGCUAGAAGAAGCCGGCCUUGUGGACAUGGAAGAGACGGUCGCGAUCCGCACAGGAGUCGCAUGGACUGACAAGUCCAGUGCCACCAUUUUGGAAGAUAUUAAUCGUAGCUAUCCUGAAUUCGCAGGUGCUAGCAAGCUUGCCUUUUACACAGGGAGCAAGCUGGCUUCUGUCCUGCGCGGUGACCAGGACGGCCUUCAGCUAAUCUUCGGAACCAAAGAGGGACAAGAACUCGUUUCCUGGAUGUACGGCGAUGAGUCUCACAAUGUUACCGGGUACAAGCAAAUGUUGUAUUAUAUCCAGCGUCUCGCGAGUCUACUUGACAAAAGGCCAGGAGGACCACUGAGAAUCCUUGAGAUGGGUGCCGGAACUGGAGGUGGUACCAAGUGGCUGCUUCCAGGUCUCGCUAAACUUGGAAUUGCUGUUGAGUAUACGUUUAGCGAUAUUUCGCCUGCUUUCCUGGCUCAAGGUCGUCGGCGGUUCAAAGACUACUCAUUUGUAAGAUAUAGAGUGCACGAUAUAGAGAAGACGCCAGCAGAUGAUCUCCUUGGGACCCAGCAUAUCAUUAUCGCGAGCAAUGCUGUGCAUGCGACAUCAAACCUGCAAGUCUCCACUAGUCAUAUGCGAGAAGCAUUACGGCCAGAUGGAGUGGUCAUGAUGCUCGAGAUGACCCGGCCGCAAUUUGCCAUUGACAUAGUAUUCGGACUUUUUCACGGCUGGUGGGUGUUUAAUGACGGUCGCACUCAUGCCAUUACCAGUGAGCGACGCUGGGAGACAGACUUGCAUGCCGUUGGGUAUGGUCAUGUCGACUGGACAGAUGGCUAUUCACCAGAAGUGAGCGUUCAACGCGUCAUUCUCGCAACAUGCACGGGAAAUCAAAACCCACGUCUGCCUCUGGGCCCGAGACCAAAGAGCAUAGACAUUUUCACGGGAAUUGACUCUGCAGCUCGUAAACAAACUACUGAUAGAUACAUUUCGCGCGCUAUUGAAGGUUUCACGGUUCCUGUGCCUGGUGCAGGGACUAUUUCAGGCUCUGUAGGGGUGCUGGUCACUGGAGCCACUGGCAGCCUGGGUAGUCAUCUCGUGGCACACCUGGCUCGGACGAAGGAAGUUGAACGCGUUUACUGCAUCAACAGAGGGGGUGCGGAGCAACCAAUGCAGCGGCAAAGACGAGCACUGGCCGAUCGCGGCAUAACUUUGACUGCGGACGAGUGGGACAAAGUGAGAGUUCUUGCCAUGCAAGACGAAGGGCCACUCCUAGGACUUCCAACUGAGCAGUAUGAUACAUUGAAGAGAGCUAUAACGCAUAUUAUCCACAACGCUUGGCCCAUGAGUGGAGCAAAGAGCGUAGCGGCCUUCGAAUCGCAGUUUCGGAUGAUGAGAAGCUUGGUUGAUUUAGCUUCCGAGAUAUCGUCUCUUCGUUCGCCUGACGAUCGUAUUGGGUUCCAAUUUAUAUCAUCAAUUGGCACAGUCGGCCAUCGGCCGCUAUUGACUGGCGAGGCAACUGUUUUAGAAGGCCACGGCACGAUCGACUGGGCCUUGACUAAUGGCUACGCGGAAGCCAAGUUUGUCUGCGAGCAAAUUCUCCAUAGGACCUUGUGUCAACACCCUCACCGAUUCAACGCAAUGGUAGUAAGGCCCGGACAAAUAGCAGGAGCGUCGACAAGUGGGUACUGGAAUGCUGCAGAGCACUUUCCGGCUCUCCUUAAAUCCGCCCAAACAUUGAAGAUCCUCCCCUCAUUGGAUGGGGUGCUAUCCUGGACACCGGUGAAUGCCGUUGCAGCCACCCUAUCGGACCUUCUCUUUACAAAAGAUCCACACUCAAUAUAUCAUAUUGACAAUGCGGCCCGUCAGUCGUGGUCUGAUAUGGUAAGGCUCCUCGCGCAGGAGUUGAACAUUCCACCGGACAACAUUAUUCCAUUUCCCGAAUGGAUCCAACGAGUCAAAGAAUUCCCCGGAACGCGAGAAGACAAUCCUGCCACUGUGAUGACAGAUUGGCUGCGUGAUAAUUUUGAGCGCAUGUCGUGCGGGGGACUGUUGCUGGACACUUCGCGUGCACGCGAAAGGUCGCCUUCGCUACGGGCACUGGGCCCUGUGAGCGAGGAGGUGAAACUUGCGUUCUUGACGGACGGUUUGCACAUCGCGUUGUUGCUGUGA
Messenger RNA from Aspergillus vadensis CBS 113365, 7722 nucleotides. RefSeq names its product putative polyketide synthase. The transcript is spliced from 3 exons. Gene Ontology annotation, molecular function: phosphopantetheine binding; acyltransferase activity. NCBI's taxonomy places the organism in Eukaryota, Fungi, Ascomycota, Eurotiomycetes, Eurotiales, Aspergillaceae. The record is from RefSeq and is a predicted model, not a curated record. The coding region runs from base 1 to 7722 and encodes 2573 amino acids.